AUGCUGCCUCUUGCCUUCCUUAUAUUCCCAGGACCCCUGCGGCACUUCCUUCACGCCCAUAAUCACAAGUCGUCCCGCCCACGUCCAGGUCUCCAUUCACGUCAGUCAUCCUACGCCCAUGUGUCCCCACCGCCCCUGUCGCCUCUGUUGCCACAGAAAUGUCCGCCCCCACGUCCUGCUCCCACGUCCCGGCCUCGCCCCUUCUCCUUUUACCCUCCAGACUGUCCCCAGACGAGCCCUGCGUCAGGGGAACGAAGCCUCGGCCUCCUUCUGUCGGAUCUAAGGAGGUUUAGGGCUGAUGUGUCCCUCGCCUUCACAUUACGCAACCUGACUCACUUGCUUCAUGCACGAGUAUCCUCCUCACUGGCCUUACCUUACAAGCCCUGCCUCACGUGCCUGCCUCACCUGCCUGCCUCACCUGCCUGCCUCACGUGGGCUGCCUCAUCCUUUGGGCCUCGGCAGCCGUCCUCACCUCGUCCCCUUAAGCCUGUUGCCACGCGAGACUCCCCGGACGGACGUAAUGAUGACUGCAUGACUAUUACCUCCCUGCGACCUCUGACUGACCCUCCUUCCUCGCCCGCCCACCCUCACUCCUCCCAUCCCCUCCCUCCCGUCCUUCAGCAGCCCAGCCUCCCACCAACCCCUCAACUUCCUCGUUAG
Messenger RNA from Portunus trituberculatus (swimming crab), 660 nucleotides. Its product is annotated as protein enabled homolog. Lineage: Eukaryota; Metazoa; Arthropoda; Malacostraca; Decapoda; Portunidae. Bases 1 to 660 code for a protein of 219 amino acids. The transcript is spliced from 3 exons. The record is from RefSeq and is a predicted model, not a curated record.